Molecule: messenger RNA, 1390 nt
Organism: Pongo pygmaeus (Bornean orangutan)
Lineage: Eukaryota; Metazoa; Chordata; Mammalia; Primates; Hominidae
Gene: CLEC9A
Product: C-type lectin domain containing 9A
Exons: 6
Coding region: 104-991 (295 amino acids)
Biological process (GO): receptor-mediated endocytosis
Cellular component (GO): cell surface; membrane
Source: RefSeq, a predicted model, not a curated record
UAAAAAAUGUUCUAUCAUUGGCCAUUCUAAAUUCAGUUCUCUCUCAUUUCCUUUUUCACCAAGUUGUGUUUUGGCUUAGACUUCAUAAACUUCCACUUUCUGAAUGAAGGUGCAUCUAUUCUACUCCUUAAACACAAAUAUAUUUUCCCACUACUGUGAAAAUGUAACCAAUUUCAGUUCUCACACCAACCUGCUCCAAACCACAAGAGGAGUUAUUUGUUCCAGCCUCCUGUGUGGACUGCUUUCCUAUCAAAGCACCUCAGACAUGCAUGAGGAAGAAAUGUACAGCUCUCUUCAGUGGGAUAGCCCAGCACCAGACACUUACCAGAAAUGUCUGUCUUCCAACAAAUGUUCGGGAGCAUGCUGUCUUGUGAUGGUGAUUUCAUGUAUUUUCUGCAUGGGAUUAUUAACAGCAUCCAUUUUCUUGGGCGUCAAGUUGUUGCAGGUGUCCACCAUUGCAAUGCAGCAGCAAGAAAAACUCAUCCAACAAGAAAGGGCACUGCUAAACUUUACAGAAUGGAAGAGAAGCCAUGCCCUUCAGAUGAAAUAUUGCCAAGCCUUAAUGCAAAACUCUUUAAGUUCAGCCCAUAACAGCAGUCCUUGUCCAAACAAUUGGAUUCAGAACAGAGAAAGUUGUUAUUAUGUCUCUGAAAUUUGGAGCAUUUGGCACACCAGUCAAGAGAAUUGUUUAAAGGAAGGUUCCACGCUGCUACAAAUAGAGAGCAAAGAAGAAAUGGAUUUUAUCACUGGCAGCUUGAGGAAGAUAAAAGGAAGCUAUGAUUACUGGGUGGGGUUGUCUCAGGAUGGACACAGCGGACGCUGGCUUUGGCAAGAUGGCUCCUCUCCUUCUCCUGGCCUGUUGCCAGUAGAGAGAUCCCAGUCAACUAACCAAGUCUGUGGAUACAUGAAAAACAAUUCCCUUCUUUCGUCUAACUGCAGCACUUGGAAGUAUUUUAUCUGUGAGAAGUAUGCGUUGAGAUCCUCUUCCUGAAAGAAAUUGUGUUCAAAGUGUUCUAUUACACUGUUAUUUGGAACAUGCCAUUGGAAAACCCACCCCCACCCCCCCAAAAAAACAGAACAGUAAACCAAAAAUGUGAGCAAUGAAAUUAGCAACCUGGGACUCAAUAGUACACUAGGGAAUAUUCUUCCACACCAUCCAGAUUUCAUUUGAUAUUGUUCACAUUGCAAGAAUAAAACUUAUUUAGAGCUACAGAGGACAAAACCCUGAAGAGUUAAGAACAAACACAAGGAAAUAAUUUUUAUUGUUUAAAGCCCAGAAUGACUGUAAAUUUCACACGAGGUACGCAUCUAUGUUUUUGGGGGAGGUGAUGCAGUUACAGCUGACUAAUUAAUUUUUCAAAUAAAUAAAUAAAUUUGGCCUUUUAAACUC